GACCAAACACUCCCUAUGUGUCCUUCUUCUUCGAAUCUAAGAACAUUGUGCACUGAAACUUAAAUAAGUAGAUGGUGGAGAUGGUACAAACUGAAAAUUCAGCCAAACCCUAGGAAAAUUGGUGGAAGAUGGGGAAGGAAGCGGAAUACUUCUCCAAGGAUUUUGAGUGGGAGAAACUGAAAGAGGAGGUGGAGUCCAAUCCCUCUCUUUCCUACCAUUUCCAAACAUUUGAUUCCAACUCCCCUUCUCUACCCUCUCCUUCCCAAGACUCACAAGCAUGGAAUCAAUUUCACAUUCGUCAUUCCACUGGCAGAUUCUUCAAGGAGAGACGAUACUUAUUGAAGGAAUUUCCAGAACUACUUUCUUGUGAUGAAUAUUCCUUUGUUUUGGAGGUAGGAUGUGGUAAUGGCAGCACCGCUCUUCCAAUAUUACGUGGCAGAGACAAUAUUAUUAUAUAUGCAUGUGAUUGUAGCAAUGAGGCUCUUGAGAGGGCUAAUGAGAUGAUACAUGCCAGCAAUGUGGGCUCAGUUACAGAUCGUUUCCAUCCAUUUUGUUGUGAUUUUUCUAUAAAUGGGUUUCCAAAGUGGUUGGCCUGUGAUUCUUGCCAAGGAAAUUUUCUGCAAAAGCAGCAUGAUCAGAUCUCAGAUGUUAAAGAAAAAAAAGAGACAAAUUUAAAUGAUUUAUCUUCAUUGGGAGAAAGUAAAUGUUGCAUUGGUGGAGUUGAUUUUGUUACUUUGAUAUUCAUGCUAUCAGCUGUACCACUCCACAGGAUGCCAACAGCUAUAAGAGAGUGCUUCUCUGUUUUAAAGCCUGGUGGCCUGCUCUUGUUCAGGGAUUAUGGCCUAUAUGACAUGACUAUGCUUCGAUUUGAGCCAGAAAAAAGAGUGGGUUUCAGGGAGUACAUGCGCUCUGACGGAACUCGAUCUUAUUUCUUCUGUAUGGAUACUGUUAGAGAUCUCUUUACAGGUUCAGGCUUCACCGAGCUUGAGCUUGAAUAUUGCUGUGUCAAAUCAACAAAUCGCCGAAAUGGGAAGAGCAUGCAUAGAGUGUGGGUUCAUGGGAAAUUUCAGAAACCCUUUUGAUGUCAUUCUUCACAAUUUUCUCCAUUUAGGUAUGGUUUGAAGAGAUUAUGCCUGCUCUUUUGUGAUUUUUUUUUUUCUAAAAUAAUUUUCAAGAAUGUAUGAUACUCAACUAAUUUAGGUUCGUUUCAUUGUUGGAAAGAGUUGGUGAAAGGAAUGAAAUAGAAUUGUGAAGGAUGGAAAUACCAGGGUUUGAGUCUAAAA
Molecule: messenger RNA, 1283 nt
Organism: Vitis vinifera (wine grape)
Lineage: Eukaryota; Viridiplantae; Streptophyta; Magnoliopsida; Vitales; Vitaceae
Exons: 7
Coding region: 129-1082 (317 amino acids)
Source: RefSeq, a predicted model, not a curated record